Molecule: messenger RNA, 1332 nt
Organism: Drosophila ficusphila
Lineage: Eukaryota; Metazoa; Arthropoda; Insecta; Diptera; Drosophilidae
Product: dynein regulatory complex protein 9
Exons: 1
Coding region: 1-1332 (443 amino acids)
Biological process (GO): cilium organization
Cellular component (GO): cytoplasm; motile cilium
Molecular function (GO): protein binding
Source: RefSeq, a predicted model, not a curated record
AUGUCGGAAGGACCCACUUUGGAGCAGUUGCAGGAGCUGCGACGCAUCCUCCUGCUGACCGUUUACCGAAACACAUUGAAUCAGCUGAUCCUGCAGCAGCGUUCACAGCGUUUGAAUGCCAGAAAGCCGCUUUCGCUGCCCGCUUCCCUUCGCCGCCGACGGAGUUCGUCGAUGGGGGAACAGGAGAAACCCGAACGAAUCCUCAUUACCGGCAAGGUCCUUCCCCGCUUGGAGUCCCUCCUGGGCGAACCCGAGAACGAUGCUGAUCUGCUGGACGAGGAUGUUCUCGAUGCGCUGAAAUUCGAAAGAGAUAUGGAUGCCCUGCGAACGAUUUUCGAGGUGGCCAUGAAUGAUCCGGAUUUAGCGGAGAAAAAUACCACUAAGGAUGAGGACUUGAAAACUUUGGAGCAACAGAGGGAAGAGGAUAUUCCUGAAGAGCAAGAUAAGCCGAUUGAAGGUCCAGAAAUUAUUACGCAAGAUAAUGAUUUUCUGAAAAUAAUGAAUCUGCAAAUUAAAGAAGAACAAAGUGUAUUUGAAGAGAAUAAUUUUCCAGAUGAAGAUAUGAAAACCCAAGAAAUCAAAGAUGACAAUGUUUUCCAAGAGGAUGAGGGUCUGGAAAACCUCAAGCAGGCCAUUGCUGCCCUGGCUGGGAACAAAAGCGAGGAGUCACAGGCUGCCAGGCAGCUGCAGGAGUCCAAGGACGAACUAAAGAAACUGAAAGAAGAUCUGGAGAACGAAAAGCGGAAUACCAAAGAGAAGUUGCAGGAUCUGGAGGAACGGAUUGCCGACACCAAGUACAAGUUGCGCUGUGUGUCGCGGGUCAAUGACCUCGAGUACAGCUUGGUGCAACGCUGGGAGGAAGGUCGCUUGGCCCAAGGAACCAUUUGGGGUGAGAAUGCAGAGCGGGCCUACUUGAGGGACAUUUUGGACAUCAAACAAAAGCUGGCGCGCGAGGAGCGAGUAAGUGCUGAGCUUCGAUCCUUUCGCCAGCGGGAAAUCCUGGAGCUGAAGCAAAAAAUUAAGGAGUGGCAGGAGCGUUAUGUCAGCGAAAUGAAGAGAGUAGAUCGGGAAGCCGAGUCCUGGGAACUGCGCAUCCUUGAGCAAAAGAAACUACUGCAGCGUCACCGCGAAAUUUACGAGGAGCGGAUGAUCUACGUCCAGGAGUACCGCGCCCAAAAGGAGGAGGAGCAGCGGCUCCUGGACCUCCAGAUGCACCGCAUCCAGUGCGCCGUUAGGUUGCAAGCUUGGUGGCGCGGUACGAUGGUGCGUCGCGGUCUGGGACCGUUUAAGAAGAAACCAAAACGCGGCAAGCGUGGCAAGCCAAAGAAGUAG